Molecule: messenger RNA, 3630 nt
Organism: Eurytemora carolleeae
Lineage: Eukaryota; Metazoa; Arthropoda; Copepoda; Calanoida; Temoridae
Exons: 6
Coding region: 826-3630 (934 amino acids)
Source: RefSeq, a predicted model, not a curated record
GAGAACUGGAACCAACUGGAAGAGAAGACAGAUCUUUUAUCUGUUCCUGAGAAACCAAACUCAAUAUUCCAUAUUGGGAAGAAAACUUCUUCUUUCCAAGUUAAAGGAUCGGAAAAUCUAGGAUCUAGUGUUUGGAGGGAAGCAAGAUGGGAAGAAACUACAGUGGAUUCAAGGGAAGAACAUCAUACAGAAGAACCACACAAAUUAGAAGAUAAAUAUUCUGCCAAAUUAAAAUGUCCACCGUCUAAAAAAACUAAGUGGUCAGCAUUUUUACAAGAGCCAGUUGUAGCUGAUUCUAGUGAUUUCGCCUCUUCUCUGAAUGAAAUCAGUUGUUCCUCUAACCCCUCCUUGAACCAUCUAAAAUCUUCUUCCCACUCUGAAACUGCUGGGAGCAGAGGAAGGGGGCAGAUUGGAGUAAACCCUCAAAAGAUAAAACCACCUAAAUUUAUUGGAAUGAGAAAGUCAGUUCCACAUCCUAAUGUUUUUAAACCCUUGAAAGGAAGUGAAAUAAAUGCUCCUGUAAACGGGAACAAAGUCUUUUCUUCCUUUUCUAAUUCUGAACAGACUCCUAGUUCAUCAAAAGUUUCGAUUGCUACAACUGAUUUCACAAAAAGAUUUUUAUUAAAUCGAAACUAAUUCAAUUUUUCUUCAAAAUUAAACAUGUAUGGCAUUUCAAAACUGAACAGCUCAAUCAAAGACUGGAUCCGCCUUCAUACAAAUUAGAACAUUUUUGAUUUUUGAAGUUUUGACCUUAGAGCAAAUGUGUUUUAAUAUACUGAAAUUUUAUUGUUUAUUAACUAAUAUGAACUUUAUAUUUUCAGUAAAAUGACAUUCAGUGGUAAAUUUAAAUUUAUGCCAAUGACUGAUAAGCCAGUCAUGUCCUCCACUGGAAACUCAAACAGUAUUCCUACAAUACUCAGCAUUGAUGUUCCAAAGGUGGAGAAAAAGAAAAGCAGGGAAGAAAAUGUUGAAUCCAGAAGACCUAGACCUGCUGAACAAGUUCCAGUUGUAAAUGAAAUUUCUGCCAAUUUAGCCAACCCGUCUCAGUCAACAUCAAACCAGGCACUUAGAGCUGCAUUCAGUUCUAGUGUAAGGUUUAGAUAUUCCAAAAGUAAUACGGGAAACAAAGGUAAAGGAAAGAAAUCUGUGAUCAAAAUUGGGGAUGAAAGGUUAAAAGUUGAAGGUGGACCAGAAGUAAAUGGUAAACAACAGAUGAACAGUGGUAGAGAGGUCGCCAAAAGAAGAAAUUCAGUCAUCUCAGAUCAGUUUGAAGAUGUCAUGAACCUUGUUAAGCAUGUCAUUGACAAUCCGUACAGUCCAUUUCGGCCAACUUUGGACAGCCAGUCAAAUCAGGACAGCAGGAAAGAUCAAGCUACCUGUUCAACAAAGGAAUAUAAAACCCCCAUAAGAAAACCCACACCAAGAAGAAUUGUAACUCCAGUACAGAGUAAGACACCAAUCAACCAUGAAUCAAAUGGCUGGUACGAUUCUCCUCCAAUGCUACCCAGCACUGAAGAAUUGAUAGGAAAUAUUUCAUUAAUCUAUCCUGGAAGUAGCUCUCAAAGAUAUGUAAGAAAGGCCCUGGAGUCUGUAGAUAAUUCAAAUUCUCCUAAGAAUAUCGCUGCCAUGCACAAAACCCCAGAUCGCAAUAUGGAACGAAGACCUCGCAAAAGAAAGAUAAGUGAACCUGUUAGAACGCUGAAAUACAUUACUUCAUUGGAGCAAGAGGAUGUUAAUUCAAACUGCAGUCUAAAACCUGAGGAUGAGAAUUAUGGUUCACAUAGAUCCUUCUCUAAUGCCCAAAGUUCACCUGAUGAAAGAUGUGGAGAGGAUAUUCUGUCCCCCGCCAAUGUACAGAUGAAAAGGAAAUCAAGCUUGGAGAACAUUCUUCCCUUAAAGGCUGAAAAGUGUCACUAUGAUAAUCAACAUUCCUGCCACAACCUUUGUGAUCAUAAAGGGAAUAAUGAGGGACAUAUUAACUCCUGUCCAAGUCUAGAGAAUAAGAAAGAAGGUCCCAAAGCUAAGAUCGAAGUUGACAUGGUUAAAACUACUAAGCAGAAUGAACUCAUAUCCACUGCAGCUUGCAUAUCUAUACGUAAAGGUAAGAAAGAGAACGUACCCCCAAAUGUAGAAGAUUCUGUCGGAUCACCUAAACAGAAACAAAAAGCUUUUGUAUUUUGGGAAAUAAAGAAAGAUGUGUCAGAAGCCGAGCGAAAGACCAUUCAAAAGAUAGUAUUUGAUUGCAAACUAAGACCUGAGUCUGAAAGCAGCUCUGACGAAGAAGACAGUGAAGAAGAGAUAGCUGAUAAAAAUGAUGAAAGAGAUGAGAUAGCUGAUAAAAAUGAGGAAAGAGAUGAGAUAGCUGAUAAAAAUGAGGAAAGAGAUAAUACAAGUAAUGUGGAGAAGGAAGCUGAUGAUAUCUUUGAAACAACUGAGGUGUCUACCAAGACAAAAAAUACAAGUCUUGCAUCUCAGAGUUCUACAAGGACUGAGGACAAUUUUAGUUCAGAGAGUAUUCAUUCACAGAUCAAGGAGAAUAGUUAUUUACCUCCUAAAUCAAUUAUUUCACAGGAACCCACAAACCCAGACAACUCAAGGGUCCUCAAAAACCUAAAGGAAUCAGAUCCUUUAGGGUUGAUGGAGACAACUGAUUCAUUCACAUCUAAUAGCUCAUUUCAGCAGCAAUCCAGUCAUUUGAUUCAGAAUUCUAAAGAAAAAUCGAGAUCUUCAGAAUAUACAAACAGUGUAACAAAAUCCCAGAAGAGUAUUGAAUUUAUUAGCCUAAAUGGGCAGAAAUCUCUCAAAGCCCAGAGCAGUGCUGAAACAACAGCAAAAGCUUUACUUGGUUCUCUAGAAAACAGAGAAGUCCCACGUAUAAAACCAAAGGACAGUCAUGAGAUAAUGGAAAAUGCAAGAAGCACAGAGGAGAAAGCAAUGGAAACAUUCAGAGAAGGGAUAAAUCAUCAAAAAGAGUUGACAAGACAAGACUUGCACACAAAAGAGGAGAACACUAGAUUUCAAGGAGAUACUGCCACUAAGAGAUCACCCACACCUGUUAUCUCUAAGCCCGGGAGCAAGAUAGUUAGUCUGAGAGCCAUCAAAAGUUCUCUAUCUGAUCAGACUCUGCCAAAGCCAGAGAUGAAAACCAACAUUAUUCGACUGCGCGGGGCAAACCAGUCCCCCCUCUAUCCUGAAAAGCAGGAUCGUCACAUCAACAUUGAUCCUGGGCUUAAAGGACAACAGUUGACUAGUAAACAAUCAUGUCCAGACAAGUAUCGAAAGAUUGUAUUUACAACUUCUGAGGAAGAAUCUGAGGGAGAGUUUAUUGAGGAGGAAAGAAGAGUUACGUUUAAAGAUGAUGAAGAAGAUGAAGAUACAGAAGAGGAAAUAAAGAAUAUGGUCAACACAGAAGAAGAAAAGGAGAUUAGUGAUAGAAAUGACAGUAUUGCACCAAGUUUAAGUCACAGAAAUAUGUUUGGGUGCCAAGUUUGCUCCAAGCUCUUCUGUUUGUACGAAGAUUGCUUACUCCAUCUUGAUCUGGAACAUUCUGAAGGGGUAUGCAAACAAGCAUCAAUAAGAAAGAACUCAAUUUUUAACUUGAAAGUAAGUAAAGUAAAACAUGAAAGGUAA